Molecule: messenger RNA, 1773 nt
Organism: Mauremys mutica (yellowpond turtle)
Lineage: Eukaryota; Metazoa; Chordata; Testudines; Geoemydidae
Exons: 4
Coding region: 916-1773 (285 amino acids)
Source: RefSeq, a predicted model, not a curated record
UGGACACACAUGAUAGUCCUUGGGAGUGUGCAUUUCCCUUAAUGAGCCAUCAACACUAUCUGGCUUCUCUAUUGUUGUACCUGAAAGACUGGUUGUGGGUGUUUCCAACCUCCCAACAUCUUCCAGUGACACACACCAACCACAACUUCAUAAGUGCCCAUACAAUGACAGCACAUACAAUCCACCAGGACAUUAAUGUUCAACAGAUCGAGCCCUUUCGAAUGAUGCCUCAUAAGGCUCACUGUGUACACAACAGAGCCGAAUUCUAUCACCAUGGUAAAUAUGGGGGUGCCAGGGAACUGCCUUGGAGCACAGAGGGUCUCAGCGCCAGACACAGGGACAGAGAUGUGAGGCCCCAGACCUUGCUCAUGAGGAGGAGAAUCAGGAACUUCACCCCGUCGACCCCCAGCAUGAGACAAACCAACCCACCUGGACAGGGCCAAUGCUCCAGCCUGGAGUCUGCGCUGGCCGGUGUUCACCACCUCCCAUCCCCCACUGCUGUGUGCCCUGGGCCUCACCAUACUCCAUCCCUCACCCACAUCUGCCCUGGCCCUCCCCAGCCCCCUCCCCAUCUGCCCCAGUGCCCUCACCACCUCCCAUCCCCCACCAUGUCUGCCCUGCCCCUUGCCACCUCCCAUCCUGUUCCCCCAUCUGCCCCACCCCUCCUGGCUCAGCCCCACAAUAUUUCCUUUCAAGGCAAUAUUGAAUGAAUUAGCUGAGUCCCACCUAGUGCCACCUCCCCUGCCACUGGCCUGGUCACGCGGACAGCAGGAGCAGGCACCGCCCCUCUGCACCAUGUGGGGGACCUGGGGAGGAAUGGGGCUAUAAGAAGAGGGGCUGGGAGUUGAGAGCCCAUCACUGGGGAUCUGGUGAGAGCAUCUGUCUGUGAGUGACGGCACCUCCUACUCCUGCCCCAUGGAAACCAUGGUGUCGGGACGGAUGCCCAGGGCUGGACUCCUGCUGCUGCCCCUUCUCCUCUGCUUCGGGCCAAAGACUGUCGGGAGCAUCAAUCCCGCCGUGCUCAGAGAGACUGUGGAUCAUGUGAACAAGGAUGGGUUGGCUGUUGAAUACGCCUUCGCCAUCAGCCUGGAGAAAGCCAGUUGUGAGAACCCAUCUGGGCUGGAACAGGUGCUGCGCAGGAACAAGCUGCGGGACAUGCAGGCGGCCAUCAACCCAGAGGGUGUCCUGUAUGACCCAGACGAAGGGCCCAUUGUGGCUGCCCGGAUGCAGCGCCUGGGCAGGGCGGGGGAACACGCCGAGUGGCGCCUGCUCCAGGGCGACCGGAACAGCCCUGUGCAGAAGCUCCUGGCCCGGACCUACAACGAGAGAAGCUGCCUGAUCUUCUUCACCGUCCGCUCGCCCUGUGCGGGGACGUGCCUGCUGGUGAAGAGGCCCCACAACAUCCUACGGAUGGUGAGCGACACCUUCCGCCCCAUCGACCACAACUACAAGGCCUUCGUCUUCUGGCAGAUCUACCGUCAGGACCGGGACCUGGAUCCCCAAAGCCUGCUGGAGGCCUGGCACCGGCUGCCUGAUGUGCCCCUGCUGCGCUGUGACACCAACGGCUGCAGGGACUGCAGAGGGAACGACCCCAGCCCCGACCCCAGCGCCUGCCUGGAUGAGAUUCGAGCCAUGAGGCAGCCGCUGCACCCAUCUGGCAGGGGGCAGGAGGGAGAGCUGGGCGGAGAGGGGAGAGCAGAGGAUGAGACCCCGACUCAGCCCCUGGCACAGCAGCUGGGACAGCAGCCGGCCAAUCAGCACCUGGCCCAGUAG